This is a messenger RNA of Dendrobium catenatum, 726 nucleotides long. RefSeq names its product high mobility group B protein 14. The transcript is spliced from 5 exons. NCBI's taxonomy places the organism in Eukaryota, Viridiplantae, Streptophyta, Magnoliopsida, Asparagales, Orchidaceae. The record is from RefSeq and is a predicted model, not a curated record. The coding region runs from base 82 to 468 and encodes 128 amino acids.
UACCUUACGACACCGACGCCAUUCUGAACUCACCGUAGCCCGGUUUCUACUCCUCGGACUGCGGUUCCGUCGGCCGUAAAGAUGAAGGUCAGAUCGAAGGAGGCCGCUCCAGCCGGCGAGCCGAAGUCCAAAUCCAUAGCUCGGGUUAGAAAGCCGAAAGGCAAAGCUAAGAAGAAGAAGAAACUCGCCGGCAACGACCCCGCCAAGCCGAAGAAGCCACCGACUGCAUUCUUCUACUUCCUGGAAGAUUUUAGGAAGACCUACCAAAAAGAGAACCCAGAUGUCAAAUCAAUGUCUGAAAUUGGCAAGGUGUGCGGUAAGAAGUGGAAAACUAUGACCUAUGAGGAAAAAGUAGCAUACUAUGAUGUAGCUACAGAAAAGCGGGCCGAGUUUGAGAAAGCCAUGUCGGAUUACUUGAAGAGAAAGGAGAGGAGGGACUUAUCGGAGGAAUCAGAUGACUACGAGUGAUUCUGAAUGGUGGAUUUGGAAUGGAAGGCAAAUCAGCAGUUUAUUUUCGUCAACUAAUCUAUUGAUUAUUACAAUUAUAUGUUUGUCAUGGAAGAUGAGAAAUUUUUGCACUCUCUGCAGGACAGCUCUUCAGCUGACUGAAUCUGUUGUAGUUACUGUAUAGUAGUUUCUGAUAUUUUAACAAAUUUCAAACUUUUUUUUAGAAGUUUAUAAGAUUUUUUAUAACCAAACGUUCUGUAUUGAGACCUUUUGUUUAUA